GCAUGUUGGGUACGGGUAGUCAGCGACUGGGUAGCCGGUCUGCCGAAGGUGCUGGCUGGGUCAGUUGGUCUGGUCUGUCCUCUUCGCCUCUCCGGCUUGUUAAGCGGGCGGUUUGGCAGGAAAAGGCAGGCGUGUGGUGAUACUGUCACGUCUGCGCAACUGCUGACUGCUCAUGGUCAGGGUCAACGCGUGUCGCGGAGCUGUUCUUUAAAAAGUCUAGGGAGUGCUGUAGCUCUUGAUUAUCGUAGUUUACAAAGUCUUAGGAACUUGGGUUAAGCCCGUUGAACCGAUUAAUUCAAGCAGUUUGUCCAAAUGGAAGUGUGCUCCAGGCUGCUCUCUCGGAGUUGUCUAUGGAGGACACUGGAUCGAGGAGUCGUGGUCUCCGCCGCACUUCUCGCCCCCUGCCCCGUCCGUAGACAUCCAUGCACGCGGAGCCUCGGCUUCCUGCGGCGUCGGACAGACUGGGUCGCUCACCGGUGCUGCCAUUGGCGGAGGUCGAGUCCCAACAUUGUCUUCUGUCGCCAUAGAGUAAUGGAGACGUCACAGGCUGCCCUGUCAAGCGUGGUACCCGUGUUUUCAGUUAUGAAAUUUGACACGGAAGGGAAUGUGACUUCAUUUGAGAAGAAAAAGACAGAACUGUACCAGGACCUUGGCCUGCAAGCACGAGACCUGCGGUUUCAGCACACCACCAGCAUCACUGGGAGGAACAACCUCAUCAUCAUGCGCAUGGAGUCUCUGAAGGCCGUGGUGACGCCGCAAGUCCUGCUGAUCCUGGACUUCCGUGGUUUGGGGCUGGAACGCUGGCUGCUCUAUGAAUUGGCUCCGCAACUGGCGGGAGACGGACCUCUGGCCACCUACUCUUUGCCUUUCGAAUUCAGAGUCAUUGAAGCUAUACUACAGCAUCGACUGAAUAACCUGCAGACCCGGCUGAAUGAGGUACAGCCACUUAUCCUGGACACGCUUGAGUCCCUAGUGGAUCCGAAGCUUCUCUCUGCAGAUCGCAGCCAGCUGCACAUUCUCCUGCAGAACAGCAAAAGCCUGUCAGAGCUGGAGACGGACAUCAAAGUCUUCAAGGAGUGUCUGCUCAAGAUCCUGGACGAGGAUGAGCUCAUUGAGGAGCUCUGUCUCACCAAGUGGACGGACCCCCAGGUGUUUGAGGAGAGCAGCCAAGGCAUUGACCAUGCUGACGAGAUGGAUCUGCUUUUGGAGAACUACUACAUGCAAGCAGAGGAUCUGGGCAACAAGACGCGAGAGCUGAAGGGGCUCAUCGAUGACUGCGAAAGCGUCAUCUUCAUCAACCUGGAUAGUCACCGGAACGUCAUGAUGCGUCUGAACCUCCAGCUCACCAUGGGCACCUUCUCGCUCUCCCUCUUCGGCCUAAUUGGGGUGGCCUUUGGUAUGAACCUCGAAUCUUCCUUUGAAGAGGAUCCUCGUGUUUUCUGGCUGGUGACAGGCUUCAUGUUCCUGGGCAGUGGACUGAUUUGGAGGCGGCUCCUGUCAUUCCUGGGCCGGCACCUUGUGCCAUCCUCUCCACCCACGAUCCCACCCGUGUGGAAGAGGGGUCAGGUGAACAGCCUCAGAGGGGCCGAGUCUAGGGUUGGUGUGAAAUGAGGGCCUCACUGGAGAACACCAUAUAUCGCUAGCCAAGCUAAGCUGCUCUCAUGCUGCUGGGAAAAUAGAGCAGUGUAACUUUGUUUUCUAGCCAUUAGUGAGUGGGAAAAUAACUAUUUCACAGUGAUUAUAACCAGUAAUCACUACUGACAACCAAAGAAGGUUUCUGUUAUGUGUUCUGUAACUGUACUUAUUUUAAUUAUGAAUGUUUUUGUUUUAAGUUAAAAUGUUUUUAUUUCUAUAGAUUACCCACUGAAGCACAAUUCCAUUCUUGCCGUUGGCCAGUGAGAAUAUUAAGGAAUUGGAUACAUUCAAGAAAAAAAUCAUUCUUGAUAAAGACUUUUUAAUCCCACAGGAUUUUCCAAGUUUCUAAAAUGUUCACUUGGGCAUAUAAAAUGCCUGUGUUGAUGGGAGGGACACCAGUUUCCCUUCGGUAAGCUGUUGGCUUUCUCUGUGAAAUGUAAUUAACCCCUUAUUUAUGUGCCUCUGCAGUAAGGGGGGGGGGGGAGAUGUACUGUUACACCUGAUCAGUGAUUCAUUUUCAUCUUUUCUGUAGUCGAGAUGUUUGCAGUUCUGCUUGUACCAUGAUGACUGGAGGUUGCCUGGUAUAGGGGCUGUACAUACAGCUGUGCUAUGGAAGCUGGUAGCACUGUGCCGGUCCAGCCUGCAAAGUUUUAGGUCUGUCAUUUAUCUGUCAAAACAGUGAGUGAUGCUUUCGUCUCAGGCUAGAAACAGAGUUAUCCACUUGUUGGAUCGUAUGUGCAAGUUGCAAUGCAAUAAAUCGCAAUGACAUUGUGUGUCAUUCAAAUAUAGUGUAACUGGAGCACAUAAUGUUGGGUACAGUUUUAUCUUAAGUCAUUGUUUCUCAUACUGAUCUUUGGGGACCUCCCAGCAGUGAAGGAGCAAAAAUGUGGACUGUCUGGGAGAGUGCUGGGAGGGAGCAAAAAUGUGGGCUGUCUGGGAGAGUGCUGGGAGGGAGCAAAAAUGUGGGCUGUCUGGGAGNCUGGG
Molecule: messenger RNA, 2619 nt
Organism: Paramormyrops kingsleyae
Lineage: Eukaryota; Metazoa; Chordata; Actinopteri; Osteoglossiformes; Mormyridae
Gene: mrs2
Product: magnesium transporter MRS2
Biological process (GO): mitochondrial magnesium ion transmembrane transport
Cellular component (GO): mitochondrial inner membrane
Molecular function (GO): magnesium ion transmembrane transporter activity
Source: RefSeq, a predicted model, not a curated record